Molecule: messenger RNA, 3377 nt
Organism: Coregonus clupeaformis (lake whitefish)
Lineage: Eukaryota; Metazoa; Chordata; Actinopteri; Salmoniformes; Salmonidae
Product: zinc finger protein 883-like
Exons: 3
Coding region: 763-2958 (731 amino acids)
Biological process (GO): regulation of transcription by RNA polymerase II
Cellular component (GO): nucleus
Molecular function (GO): RNA polymerase II cis-regulatory region sequence-specific DNA binding; DNA-binding transcription activator activity, RNA polymerase II-specific
Source: RefSeq, a predicted model, not a curated record
AUAAUAUCCUGUCCUCUCAGGCUGCUGGCCUGGUGUAGGAUCAGAGGGCCGAAGCAGUGGAAUAAUGAUGAGCUUUUUAAUUGGUGUUGGUUUUUCACAAAGUGUAAUUAAUUAAUACUACAGCACAGUAGGCUGACACACAGCCAAAUGCAAUUCGUAGCGGCAUGCACCUAUAACAAUUGUUUGCGGACCGCAAUAAUACCAAAGAAGAAGCCCACUUCCUUCAGUCUGCUCUACUCUGUGAAUCGGAAGAAGUAUACAUCCACUGACUACUGCGGAGGUUGCAUUGCUUUAAAUGCCUCAUGGCCACUGCAGACGUCGGAUUGAACAUACAUCGGGUUUUACUGCUUCGCUGCACAGAUAGCGCUGCUGUAAUCAGUCUGGUAUUGUAUAAGCUACCCUUACUGGGCCUCAGUAAAUUAUUACUAUCUGGACUCUCGAUGAGGAUGUUGUUCCAAGUGGCUCUCGGGUAGAGGUAGAGGUAGACGAUAACAGAUAUCAGGAUUCUUGGUGAAUAGGGUGUUGAACGUUUCAUUGACUCUAAUAGAUCAGGUAAAAUAUUAUCCAAGAUCUUUCUGAAAUACGAUUAGCCUACAUUAGACGUUUAUUUGUCACAACUUAAAUCGAAUUUCGAUAUUUAAAAGGACGUUUGAUUGCUCUGGUCUAGCUGUGACAAAGAAAGUAACUAGUGUAGGCUAGCUACAGAUUUACUCUUGAGGUUUUUUUAUUUGAAGAAACGCUGAAGAAAGAAUAGCUUCCACGAUGGAUCAGGACAGAGCUAGCCCGUCGCCCUCCACCCUGCUGGAGUCCCCUGGUCACAACUCUCCCGGUAGAGCCUUACUGCUGGGUCUGAAGAGGGUGUCUGUGUGGCUGGUCGACUGCAGGAAAACACCAGGGCAGAGUGGAACUGUAAGAGAAGGACACGAGGAGGGUGAUGGAGAUUUGAUUUCAUCAAGGGACACCCCAAACCGUCGUUCUCUCAGUGGGAGGGGCUUAUCAUCUGGGGCGCCUCAACCACAUCAUGUUGCUGACCAGACAGAGAAGAGUCUCUCCAGAUCAGAACAUCUCAAGAAACACCAGCAGAGACAUACAAGGAAGAAACCUAACCACUGGUCUUCUGACUGUGGGAAGAGUUUCAGAAGCCGGAGUGGAGUCAUAAUUCAACAGCGGAUUAACAACGGAGAGAAACCGUACUGCUGCUCUCAUUGUGGGAAGAGUUUCACUGCCUCUCACACCUUAAAAUGUCAUCAGAGAAUUCAUACAGGGGAGAGGCCUUACCCCUGCGUUGAUUGUGGGAAAUGCUUUGCUUUUUUGGGAGCUCUAAACAUACACAAGCUGACACACACUGGAGAGAAACCUUUUAGCUGUGAUCAGUGUGGGAAGAGCUUUGCUCGAUCAGUACGUCUGACUAUACACCAGCGCAUACACACAGGAGAGAAGCCUUAUAGCUGUGGUCAUUGUGGGAAGAGCUUCAGGCAAUCAGGGAGCCUGAAUUCACACCAGCGAAUACACACUGGAGAGAAAUCUUAUAGCUGUGAUCAGUGUGGGAAGAGCUUUGCUCGAUCAGUACGUCUGACUAUACACCAGCGCAUACACACAGGAGAGAAGCCUUAUAUCUGUGGUCAUUGUGGGAAGAGCUUCAGGCAAUCAGGGAGUCUGAAUUCACACCAGCGAAUACACACUGGAGAGAAGCCUUAUAGCUGUGAUCAGUGUGGGAAGAGCUUUGCUCUAUCAGAAUACCUGAAUAGACACCUGCGAACACACACUGGAGAGAAGCCUUAUAGCUGUGAUCAGUGUGGGAAGAGCUUUGCUUGCUCAGGAGAGCUGACUAGACACCUGCGAACACACACAGGAGAGAAGCCUUAUAGCUGUGAUCAGUGUGGGAAGAGCUUUGCUUGCUCAGGAGAGCUGACUAGACACCUGCGAACACACACAGGAGAGAAGCCUUAUUGCUGUGAUCAGUGUGGGAAGAGCUUUGCUUGCUCAGGACAGCUGACUAGACACCUGCGAACACACACAGGAGAGAAGCCUUAUAGCUGUGGUCAGUGUGGGAAGAGCUUUGCUUGCUCAGGACAGCGGACUAGACACCUGCGAACACACACAGGAGAGAAGCCUUAUAGCUGUGAUCAGUGUGGGAAGAGCUUUGCUCGAUCAGUACAUCUGACUAGACACCAGCGCAUUCACACAGGAGAGAAGCCUUAUAGCUGUGAUCAGUGUGGGAAGAGCUUUUCUCGAUCAGUACUUCUGACUAGACACCAGCGCAUACACACAGGAGAGAAGCCUUAUAGCUGUGGUCAGUGUGGGAAGAGCUUCAGGCAUUCAGGGAACCUGAAUUCACACCAGCUAACACACACUGGAGAGAAGCCUUAUAGCUGUGAUCAGUGUGGGAAGAGCUUCAGUCAUUCAGGCCAACUGGCUGUACACCUGCGAACACACACUGGAGAGAAGCCUUAUAGCUGUUAUCAUUGUGGGAAGAUCUUUGCUGUAGCUUGCUCCCUGACUAUACACCAGCGCAUACACACAGGAGAGAAGCCUUAUAGCUGUGGUCAGUGUGGGAAGAGCUUUGCUUGCUCUGCACAGCUGACUAAACACCUGCGAACACACACUGGAGAGAAGCCUUAUAGCUGUGAUCAGUGUGGGAAGAGCUUCAGUCAAUUAUGGAAUCUGAAUUCACACCUGCGAACACACACUGGAGAGAAGCCUUAUAGCUGUGAUCAGUGUGGGAAGAGCUUCAGUCAAUUAGGGAAUCUGAAUUCACACCAGCGAACACACACUGGAGUGAAGCCUUAUAGCUGUGAUCAGUGUGGGAAGAGCUUCAGUCAUUCAGGGAGUCUGAAUUCACACCAGCGAACACACACAGGAGAGAAACAUUUUAGCUGUGAUCAGUGUGGGAAGAGCUUUGCUCUAUCAGUACAUCUGACUAUACACCAGCGAACACACACUAGAGAGAACCCUUAGAUAGGUAUAUGUGGGAAGAGCUUUGUUCAUUUAGGGCCAAUGAGAAAACACCAAAAAGCACAAACAUGAUGUAUUUCAUCUCCCUCCUAUCCAGCACCGGUUCCAGAUCCCUAAAUAAAGGAUCAAUAGAAAACAUCUAGUGAACAGUCAUAUCCAUCUCCCAUUCUUAAAUCAGGUUACUUAUUCUGAUCACCAUGGUAACCUCUGAGGAGCAUAAUAUGCAGCUCUGAUCUAGGAUCAGGUCCCCCCUGUCUCUAUGUAAUAUCACACAUUGGGAUCUAAAUGGAUAAAUGUUAUCAUAGAAAAUGUCAUAGUGAACCUGUGUGUGUUGGGGGGAUGUUGAUAAUUGUAUCUUCUUUCAUAUACUCAUGAUACCAUUAUUAUUAAAUGUCAUUAUGUAGAAUAAUGUUUCAACAAUA